Rhopalosiphum padi (bird cherry-oat aphid) is the source of this 4705-nucleotide messenger RNA. RefSeq names its product FMRFamide receptor. Gene Ontology annotation, biological process: G protein-coupled receptor signaling pathway. Lineage: Eukaryota; Metazoa; Arthropoda; Insecta; Hemiptera; Aphididae. The transcript has 4 exons. Gene Ontology annotation, molecular function: G protein-coupled receptor activity. Gene Ontology annotation, cellular component: membrane. The record is from RefSeq and is a predicted model, not a curated record. The coding region runs from base 553 to 2064 and encodes 503 amino acids.
ACGUCGCGGUUGUAAUUCGCCGAGUUCGAGUUCACGAGGUUUUUUUUUUUUUUUUUUUAUAUAUUUGAUUUUGAUUUUUCGUCGUUCUUGUUGUCAUCUAUUCGUUUCGCUUGUUUUAUUUUUUUCGUGGCGUACGGACCUGAUCCGCUUACGAGUUCCGGACGAGAUUAUCUCCGACAAACGAACGACAGACGAUUCCAGAACACCAUAAACGGAGUAUAAUAACAAUAAAAAUUAAAACUAAAAGAACUCCAUAACGAUCGAAAAACGUCGUGGUCCAAUUUGAUGUUAUGUAGAAGUGUCAAUUACGGUUUGCUUACGUUUGACUAAUUCACAAGUUUCCACGGUCGCUCUAAAGUUGUCGUUUGUUUGUUUGUUUGUUUGUUUUUUUUUUUUAUCAAGUUACGCAAGAAUUUUUUUUUUUCACAAAUAUCAUGCUGAAUAAAUAGUUCUAACAAGUCGAAUUCAUCAAAUUGUUAAUAAAAGACGUAAGACACCGAUGCUGCGUUCCAACGUCGGACGGCAAGUGCUCGGACGGCGGUCACGGACACGAUGAACUCCUCGUCGGCCGACGAUCACGGUGGGGGGACGGUCGGAAAUCGGUCGUCGUCGCCUUUCCCCGAUUGGAGCGGCGGCGGCGGAGGCAGCGAUGGCAACUGGUCCGCACACGACGAGACGACCACCGUAGUGUUCUGUCCCAUAUUCGAGGGCACGGACGAGGACGACUACAGCCUGCUGUUCGAGUUCGUCACCUAUGGGGUGCUGCUGAACGUGAUCGGCGUGUUCGGCAUACUGGGCAACGUCAUAUCGAUGGUGAUCCUGUCCCGGCCGCAGAUGAAGUCGUCCAUCAACUACCUGCUAAUCGGCCUGGCCCGGUGCGACACGGUGCUGAUCGUCACGUCCAUGCUGCUGUUCGGGCUGCCCGUGGUCUACCCGGCCACCGGACACCUGUUCAACUACUACUUCAAGGUGUACCCGCUGAUCGCGCCCGUCGUCUACCCCAUAGCGAUGAUAUCGCAGACCGUGUCCGUUUACCUGACGCUCACCGUCACCCUGGAACGGUUCGUGGCCGUGUGCCACCCGCUCCGCGCCCGGUCCCUGUGCACGUACGGCCGGGCCCGGGCCUACGUGGUGGCCACCAUCGCGUUCGCCGUCCUCUACAACGUCACCCGGUUCCUGGAGGUGACCGUCCAGAAGUGCAUGCACACCGGUUCCAACCAGUACGUGUACCAGGUGUACCCUAGCGACCUGCGCAACGACCGCGACUACAUAUCCAUUUACAUACACUGGAUGUACCUGCUCAUCAUGUACUUCAUACCGUUCGGAUCGCUGGCCGUGCUGAACGCCGCCAUAUACCGACAGGUGAGGAGGGCUAACCGAGAGCGGCAGCGGCUGUCACGGCUGCAGAAGAAGGAGAUCGGACUGGCCACCAUGUUGCUGUGCGUGGUGGUCGUGUUCCUGCUGUGCAACGUGUGGGCGCUCAUAUCGAACGUGGUAGAGGCGUUCUACGGCAUCACCGUCGAUCACCUGGUCAAGGUCAGCAAUCUGCUGGUGACCAUCAACUCGUCCGUCAACUUCGUCAUCUACGUGAUAUUUGGCGAGAAGUUCAAGCGGCUGUUCUUCAAGCUGUUCUUCCCGAGGGGCGUGUGGAUGUGCGGCUGGCACUUUGCCGCUGACAUCCGGGGAGGGCCAGGCGGCGGCGCGUGUGUCAUCGCGGCGAUGGACGACAGCGAGGCCACGUGCAACGGGGCGACGGCGUUCGAGUGCAGACAGUUGGGCGUCGGCGUAGGCGGUUCUUCGUCGUCCACUGACCACUUCAGGCGGUCUCACCGAGGACGUCACCAUCACCACCACCAUCACCACCAUCAUAACCAUCACCGCGACGGCGACCGUCUGGACCGCCAGCACGGGACGGUGUCCAUCAGCGUCGGUGGAUGUGAUAACGGCGGAAACGGUACAUCUGACGACAGAGAACUCUGCUUGAAGACGCCUACCAGCAGUGGUCUGAUGUGGGAACACUCGACCACUACCACCACGACCACCGUAAACGUGCAUCAAAUCUGAGCAUCCACAGCGUUUGAUUUUCAUCGUAGUCACGUCGUAGAUUCCCCAACAAUGUCUGUGUGUGUGUGUGUGUGUGUGUGUGUGUGUUAUUUUUAUAGAUUUAUUAUGUUGAAAUAAUUAUAUCGGAUGAGCAGUAUGCAAAUAAUAUGAACGGGAUGACGAUGAUGAUGACGACGACGACGAUCAUAAAAGUAGACGAUUUGGAUGAUAACGACCGGAUGAGAACUGGGAUGUGUAUAGCGUAGUAUUUCGCGUUGGACGCGGACGGACGGACGUUAUUACAGUCCAAUAUCAUCGCGAAAAUAAUACGUUUUAAAAUCAAUUAGGAAAAAUACGUAUUAUUUGACUAUAAAAUAUAUUGUUUAAUACGUGCUCGGUUGUGCUAUCGCAACGAUACUCGAUGACACGAGAUACAAGUGACGGGUGAUUUGAUAUAUUUCACGUGGAUCGGUGUUUUUUUCACCAAAACUCCGUAGCUCGUUGAACGUCAUCUAUUUAAUCGUGCCGCAUUAAGAUCAUUACACGCCAGCACCGUCGGGAUGAUCGCUGGCCAUUGGCAGUUACACGAGAGACGACGCGCGGUACCUACCGUACACAUUACCGAGGCUGGGCAAGUUACCAAUUUUUUUUUGUUUUUAACUUGUUAAGUUGAGUUGAUAUUUUAGAAAAGUAGGUUAUGUUUAAAGUUAAAAAUUAUAUUAUUUUAUUUUUAACUAGUAAAAAUUGCCAAAAUUGCCAAUCGAAUAGAAAAAAAGUACCUACUUAACUUGGUUGUAAAUCGUUUAAUUUUUUUUUUAACUGAGUAUUUUACAAUCCAUGACAAAUCAUAACGAGUACGUUUGAUGAAAUUAAAAACACGAAUAUAAAUGUAUUUAUAUGUAAUAAUAUUAAAAGUUCCAUUAAUAAAAACACAUUAGAAAGAUAUAAAAGACCAUACCAAAAGAAGUUUUUAUUAUUAUUAUUUUUUUGUUCCGUUUUAUUUUAUAAGACAUCGCGACAUCAAGGUCUAUUUAAGCGUCAAACUAUGUUACCUGGUAAGGUUCUCUUAUUGAGAGAUUAAAAAUUAAUUGGCUUAGGUGAAACAAUGGAAAUUAUUUAUGGACAUUUAUUUAAUUUAUAUAUUUACAAUAUAUUAUAUAUAAUACAUAUACAAAUAAUUGUAAAUAUUACUAAAGAUUAUUAAUUUUUUUUUUAUUUAAAAAAUAAUUUGUACAAAACUAUAAAUUUAAAAUCUUUUAGGUUUGAUAUUAGGAAACAGUUAACUUGAUAUUUGACUCGAUUAAUUAACUGAUUGGCUAUGAUGGAAAACAAUUUCAAUUCAAUAAAUUAGAAGUUACAUUACAUAAACGUGACUUGUUAUAUUAUAACAUUUAUAACCUAAUUAAAAGUAAAUUAACUCUGGCUUUUUAUUCAUGCCCAGCCUUGCAUAUUACUUUACGAUUCGUGAACUACGUACAUAACGUCUGUAUAAUACAUAAUAUGAUUUUAUAAUUGUAUUAAAUGUCAAUAGUAUCACAUCAGUUAUAUAACGGCGUAUGUACCUAAAUGAAUAUUCAUUCAAUCGAUAUUGAACAGCUAAAGACAAGCAAAUAAUCUGUCAUUGACAGUGACAUCUGUCAGAAAAAAUCUCGAAAAAAAAAAUGUUUAAUUUUCUUUUAUAUAGCCAAUAUUUUGAUAUUAUAGUAUGCAACAUCGUAUUUUCAUUACAUAACUUGUUUUGCUUAUAUCCCAAACAACCUCACUGUUUUCAUAUAUUUUACGGUACAACUGAAAUUCGAAUUCAAUGUUCAUAUACUUAUAUAUAUUCGCAUUUUUUUCAAAAUAAAAUUCGAAGACUGUCAGAUAAUUGAAAGCAUUACAAGUCUUACUGAAACGCGGACAAACUAUUGCCGCAUACCUAUACGUAAGGUAAACGUCGCUCGGAUUUUAAUCAUUUCCCGCACGCAACCUGAACUCAAAACCAAAACGUACCCCAGCAACGACGAAGUGGUUUCAGCUUUUCAUAUACACACAAUUGAAACCCCACGCAUGUCUGCGAUCGCGAGAUCGCCUAAUAUUAUCAUUUAUUAUUAUAAAUUUGUAUAUACGUAUAUGUAUACCAAUUCCGUGUAUAUACUAAAUGUAAUAUGAAUUUAUACGCUAUUAUGUGUGUUUGUGUGUUAUAUCAUCUUAUAUGCAUGUUAAAUGUUGUAUAAUACAUGUGGUGGGUAUAUUGAAUUUUCAGAUUCAAUAAUACACGUUAAGGUUGAAAUAUUCUGGGUUUCGGCGCAAACUUGUUUUUAAUUCUAUAUUUAUUGUGAAUAUCUACCUACUUGUAUGAAACUCCCGUUGAUGUUAUCAUUGUAUUAAUAUCGUUUAUGUAUGUUAUAAAAAAGGCUUGAACCCGUUGUAAUACAAAAAAUAUGAUUCAUCGAUAUCAUAUAAGUCAAUGUAAAAUGAUACUGUAUACAUAUUUUAUUGUUGAUUUUUUUCCAUUCGGGUAUAUCACGCUAUAUAUAAUUAUUAAUAUGUUACUUUUGAAAAUUGUGUUCAGAAAAAAAACAGUAUACCAUAUUUAACUGUAAUUUUUAUUUCAUUUUUUUUUUAACAUAUGUAAAAUCAAAAGUAUAUAAAAUAAACAUGUUUUAAAAUUUAAAAUAAC